GCUUCAUGACAGCAGUUCACUAACCAAUGGGUGACGUCCAGGUAAGUUGUCUCUUGACUGUUUGGGAGGAGCAAGAAAGAGAGACAGGAAUACAGGAAACACACAACGUGUUAAGUUUCGAUUCUUCUUUCUACAGGAGACACUUCACUUCAUCACUGUAAUCUGAAGCAGAGAAAUGGAUGGUCUACCAGAGAUUAAACUGGAAAUCCCUCCAACGUCAACACAUCCUGUAAUACUGUUUGUAAUUCAAGGCAACCGCAAGAGCCUCAAAAUAUUUCUGAGGGACAAUGACAUUAAUGGACUGUUCCCCUGCACUGAGUUGGAUGAUGAUAUAACACCACUGAUUGCUGCUUUUGUAUAUCAAAAGAGGGAAAUUGUCCUUUACCUUCUUAAGGAGAAUGGCGAUCCAAAUGUUUGUUCCAAAACGUCUUUGACACCUUUGCAUUACAUUGGAUGGUACAAUGCACCUGCAAUUUGUGCAAGGAUGUUACUUGAUGCAGGUGUUGAUCCAAAUGGACAGUUACCACAGCCACUCACACCUCUGCAAAUAGCCAACAUUUUUGCCAGGGAUGAUUUCAUGAAAGAGCUCCCCUCUGCUGGUGAACCGGUAGACUUGAUACAAGGGACUAAACCUGAAGAUCAUUCUUUCAAUCAUAAAAUAGCUCAGACACUUUUUAGGUUGGUUUCCAGUGGAGAUGAACUAUGCUCUGGAUUAAGAGAUUUUGUGGAAUUUAAAAUUGCUACACCAAGAAAAACAAACCCAGAAGAAGUGUUAAGAGCUUUUGACAGUCGUAUGCUAUGGGUUGGAAACUUGCCGUCUGUUGAACAUGCCGUUAGCAUCCUUAAAUCAGCGAGGAUAACGUCAAAUGAUGAAGUUGGCAUUGCUUCAACUGAUCCAGCAGUUCCAGCUGAAGCAUCGGGAAAACACAACUGGCUACAAAUUAGCGAGAGGUGGAGGGGAAAAUUAGAGAGGCUUGUACACUGCUUAAAGAGUGAUGAAAGUAAAGUCAUCAGAAUUGGAAGCAUUGCUUACAUCAGUGAUGUUGACUUUCGCAUAGCGAAAGGAAGCGAUGGAACUGAAGUCUUCUUGGGGCUGAGAGGAAGCGAUGGCCAAGAAAUUGCGAUUAAGAGAAUGUCUAAAACCAACUAUCAAGUGCUGAAGCAUGAGGUAGAACUUCUGAGACUUCCGAAACUGUACGAUAGCUGUGUUGUGAAAUAUAUUGACUUUGCAGAACAUGAGCACUUUGGAUAUCUUUUUCUUCAACUUUGUGAAUACAACCUGGAAGAACAUAUCAGAAACAAUGAUGGCAUUCUGCGUCCAGAGAAACUUGUCCAUGACGUCCUUGACGGUUUAAGGGCACUUCAUUGUCAAGGGCCCCAAAUUCUCCACCGAGAUCUCAAACCACAAAAUGUUUUGAUCGAUGUGAACGGAAGGGCAAGAUUAGCUGAUUUUGGCAUAAGCAGACGUUUGCCUAAAAAUCAAACUACUUAUCACACACGCAGUGCAGGAACAGAAGGCUGGAUGGCCACAGAGACUUUAAAAGAAGACGGUGACAUACGAUACAAAUCGAGCACAGAUAUACAGGUGGCAGGAAUGCUGAUUUAUUUCAUCCUCUCCGGUGGACACCAUCCUUUUGGUGGUGAACGCUAUAAGCUUAUGUCAAACAUUAAAAAGGGGAAGUAUAAGUUGGAGCACGUUCAAGAUGUGGUGGCCAAGGAUCUCAUCGAGAAGAUGAUCGAUAAAGAACCAAAGAACAGACCCAGAGUGGAAGAGUGCUUGAGUCAUCCCUUCUUCUGGACCAGCACAAAGAAAGUACAAUACUUGAGGCAGGUUGGGAACAUGAAGGAGGUGGCAAGCCGAACAAAUGUUAACCAGGAGUUGAUUUUGAUGCUGGAUGAAUGUGCUGAGGGUGUUCUCUACAAUCAGUGGAAAACUAAGUUUUCACCCGACCUGUUGCUGAGGGCAGAUGACAAGAAGAAACCAUACCCUGAAAACAUACUGGGAUUACUCCGCUUCAUGCGAAACCUCCAAGAGCACUAUCCCGAUGAUGCAGCCAGCGUUGAUCUGACAUCACUGUUUCCUCAUCUCUUUGGAUGCGUUUAUAAAUUCACCAUAAGGCAAGGGUGGAAUUUAGAGAAUCCCCUGAAGGAAAUGUUCAAACCAGAAAAGACAGGGGGCGCCAACAGACAUGAAGUUGAACCCAUAAACGAUGAAGAGCACGUUGGCCUUGCAGUUCAAGAAUCUGAACACACUUUCACUGAGCCAACUGCAGAUGCCAAAAGCAGCAUCGGCCGUAUCUAGUCCAGUAGAGCUAACCUGGGUAGACUCUGCAUUGAUGAUGAAACUGCACCAUUCAUAGAGACUAAUUGAACAGGUAGUUUAAAUAAAUGUUAAUCACUGCCUCCUAUAUUUGUCAAUAGAUUUGUAUUAACAGUACCUAGGUCCCGAGCUUUGUAUUAAACUCCAAAAUUAACAUGGUGCUGUUUUCCUCAGAUUCAGAAGUCCAAGGCUAGUCAUCAAAAUAUUCCUAUUUCACUAUAUUAUGAUUAUUCAGUAUUUUAUAAUGUAUAAUACAGGACAAUAAAUUUAUUUGAAUUUUCUAUAUACAUUUUAUUUGUAUUACUGUAGUUUGAGAGUAGUGAUCAUAUUUCACUAAAGCAUGCAGACUCCUUGAAUUGCAUUCUUACAUAUUGAGUUAUAUACAUCAAGUUUUUAUCAAUAGGAUGAGUAAAGUAAAGUAAAUUGAUUUCAAGGGACUUUCUUUUCACUUCAGUAUUUUGUCCAUGAUUUUGAUAACGUUUUUACACUUGACCUUGAGACUUAAAAGGAACAAUUAAAAAAUGUUCUGCCCACAGUAGAUUCUUAUUUACAAAGUUGAGGAUUAUAGUGAAGUAAUGUGAUCAGAACAAUCAACAAUGCAGAGUCAUAAAGUGCCAAAUCUACAUUACCUUGAAAAAUUAUAAAUUUUGAUUUGAGUCCUUUCAGGUUCUUGAUCUGUCAAACAUGUGAAAAUAUGAUUGUGAGAUUUUUUUUUAUCUUAUUUCGAUGUGUUCAUGUGAUGCUACUGCCCAUCCUGCCCGUACCCUUGUGCGAGAGCUUGUGUGGGUGCAAACGUGAACGUGGCUCCCGAGUCGCUUUGGAUCGAAUUGAAUGCCUGUUCAGGGAAACAGCAGAUUUUGUAUAUAUAUGUAUUCAAUUGUUUUAGAGCUUAUUACAACAUUACAUAUUUAGUGCAGAAUUUAAUGAGACUGUUGUGCCUUUUGCAGAAGUAUGUGCUUGACCAUGUGCCAUUCGGACUGCACUGUAUUUUAUAUUCAUUCAGACUUUCAGAGAUCUGAGUUUUUAAGAGGAGAAGAGGGUUCCUGAGGGUAGAAAAUUGAUCCAUUUGGAUGUAUAGAUUUGUACAAUCCCCUUUGUUAAUGGUUUUAUAACCAUAAAGAAAGAACCAGAACCUCAGGGAAUAUCAUUUUACAAAUAUUGAUUUAUUCCCAUUUGGGACAUUUGAGGAUGGAACCGGUUUGGUUGCCACCUACCUCAUGUUCCGGUGGUAAUGUACAGGAUGUUGCCUUCUGGGUUUCAUUGAGCCACAGUGCCUCCCGCUGGCCGUGAUAAAGUAUCACACACCUUUGUUUUUUUCACACAGAGAAUGAAAUGAAAGCACAAACCUUUAAUUAUCAAAGCUGAGAUCACAGUUGUUAGAGUCUAGUUUAGCGGUAAAGAUUACUGGGUGCUAGAGAUGAUAUCGUGUACAAUAAGAAAAAUUAAGUGGUUUUUGGGAUGAAUUAUUCAGGACUGGAUAUAGUUCAAUGCUUUCUUAGACAAAUGAAUAUGAAUAGAAAAUCCUCAGUUAGAUACAAUUUUAGCUCAGAGGUACUCAAAGUGACAAAGUAGACAUGAGGUGUGUUUAGGUGAUGUCAGGGAAAUUCCACCUUCUUACUAGUUUGUAAAAAAUAGCACCGGUUGUCGGACUGCUAACUUUGUAACCUUUGUUUUAGGCUGUCACUAAGAAAAUGCUCCACAUUACUGAAGUCAGUGGACUCAAACAAAUAAAUACAUUCAUCCAAGGACAAAUGUGUGAGCCCAAAAAUGAAAGGAAAAUAAAUCGACGGAAACAGAUCCACUUGAGUUGAGAUGUUUUCUGUCCAAAAAAUGAUGUUUGCCAGAUUCUUUAGCAAUGAGCCUAUCAAAAUCAGAAGUCUAAAAGUACUUAUUAUUAAGUGAAUGGUAUUGCAUUUUUUUUUUUAAACAUAAGGGAAUAUGCAGGCUUUACAACAUGCAGAUUCUUUUCUAUUAUUUAGUUUUAAACGUGUUGAAUGUUAUUCUCAAAAUAUACUGGAAGUUUAAUCAGUUGUGUAUGAAAAUAAAUGUGUAAAUAUA
Pleuronectes platessa (European plaice) is the source of this 4378-nucleotide messenger RNA. RefSeq names its product serine/threonine-protein kinase/endoribonuclease IRE1. Gene Ontology annotation, molecular function: RNA endonuclease activity; ATP binding; protein serine/threonine kinase activity. The record is from RefSeq and is a predicted model, not a curated record. The transcript is spliced from 7 exons. Lineage: Eukaryota; Metazoa; Chordata; Actinopteri; Pleuronectiformes; Pleuronectidae. Gene Ontology annotation, cellular component: IRE1-TRAF2-ASK1 complex. Bases 176 to 2302 code for a protein of 708 amino acids. Gene Ontology annotation, biological process: intrinsic apoptotic signaling pathway in response to endoplasmic reticulum stress; IRE1-mediated unfolded protein response; protein phosphorylation.